AUCCGAAAUUGAGCUCGAAAAAAUUAUUGUUGUGCUCUGCAACAGAAAUCAAGCGGGAAAGCAAACUUGUGUUGCCCGUUUGAAAUGUCAGAUUCCUAGCUCUGCCCAAACAUGUGGUGUUUUGUGUCUUUACCAGACUCUACAGUCAGUGAAUUCGAUCUUCCAGAGAGGGCAAGGGGACAGGAGUUACUCGAUGCGGUUUGCAAGCGACUGGGGAUCAUAGAAGUGGACUAUUUUGGCUUACAGUACGCGGGGACGAAGGGGGAAACGUUGUGGUUGAACACAAGGAAUCGAAUCAAUCGGCAAGUUUCCGGUGGCCCGCCACUUCGCCUGCAGUUCCGAGUAAAAUUUUUUGUCCAACCUCAUUUGCUUCUCCAGGAGGCAUCUAGGCAUCAACAUUUUCUUCACCUGAGAAAAGAUUUUGAAGGCAGAAAAGUAGUCACAAAUCCUGUAAAAUCAGCACGAAUGUAUGCACUAUUGGCUCAAGCGACUAUUGGAGAUCACUGCAAUUCGCACUUUGUUUGCAAAUUUUGCCAAAACACUGAGAACAACAGUUUCGAGUGGACUUCGGACCUUCGGACAAAUAUAACACAAGAACACGAAAAACUCAACGGGGUAAAGCCCUCCACUGCAGAGUAUCAUUUUCUAAAAGAAAUCGCUGAACUUGAGGACUUCGGAAUAGAGUUUCACACUGCAAGAAAUAACAUUGGACAACAGCUACACAUAGGAGUUGGAAGCGAAGAAUUGCGCAUUUUCGAUACUGAGUUUAACUUCAUCGAAAGAAUCUCCUACAAUGUUCUAAAGAUGGCAACACACAUCGCCAAGAGUUUGUUCUUGACAAUCAUGACUACAGAUGGGGAAGAUAAUGUUGUGGAGUUUAAACUCAUUACUCAAGGAGCCGCGUGUGGGCUAUAUCGAUCCAUUACAGAAUAUCAUGCGUUUUAUCGCUGCGAGACUGUGCGGAACUCUGUCAAGAGUCAGUUCACAAGAGACUUUAGAGAGACCUUCUUUUCUCUGUUCAAUGAGGAGGAAUCGGACAAAAAGUACAUUUUUGAUGUAAAAAGGACUUGUAAAGAGGUUUAUGAUUAUUAUCGGAGAGUGCUCUACAACCAGGGGUGCGACCCCAUCAAUGGAGUCACUAACAAUGUCCGGGAGGCUGAGCCACCCACACAUGACCUAAACGCCUCAAGUGAUUACAGCCUGCAAGAAAAGCUGAGUAAACUAGAGGAUGGACUACGAUGUAAGGUUUGCAUGGAUGAACAGAUCAACGCUGUACUGAUUCCUUGUGGUCACAUGGUUUGUUGUGAACAGUGCGCAAUGAAUUUGGAAGCAUGUCCAGUCUGUCGGGGAGCCAUUGAUCAUGUACAGAAAGCUUUUCUUCCAGUUGCCAUCCAGUGAUAUGUAUGAGAAAAAGGGGCAAAAAUUAGUUAGUAUGUUUUAACUCAUGUAGUGCAGGUGAAGAAAGUUUUGAUAACCCAUGGCUAAUACCAUUUAUUUUUUCAUUAGAGUAAGCAUUCAAUCCUUUUUUCCAAGUUAUACAAAUAAGUCAAUAGGGUCUAUCCAGUUCUACAGUAUGUCAAAUCCAUAUUAAUAUGAUAAACAAUGAAAGCCGUGUAGCCAUGGUUUUCUAAAAUAUGGGUACGCAUUCAUAUAAAUAAUCUGUGAAGUCUAACAUUAGACAACUCCUCUAGAUGAAAAUACUUGUUUAUUGGGUUGAUAAGGUCAAUUCCUGGCUGUACACCUGCAACAAUAGAUGAACUCUCAGUUCUUUAGUCCACAUGCAGACGAUUGCUGAUGAUGUAUCAGAGAAAACUCAACAUGCAUGAUCAUCAUAGGGUUUUUUUUCUGACGCCUGUAAACAAGGUAGCAACUCUUUUAUUUAUAGGUAAACAUCAGCAAAGGUUAUUUUUAUUUAUUCACAGUCAGCAAGAAAAACUUGCACGGAAAUAAGUGGCAUUUGCCAAUGGAUCAAUAUAAAGAAUUCCUCAAUUUAUAAAACUAUGAUUUUUUUUUUAAAGGAUGUUCUGACUUAUUUCUGUAAUAUUUAAGUCUUCUCUUUAUAUCGGUACGUACUUCUAGAGAAAAAAUGAAUAAAAUAAAAACGGUACAAAGUUUUAUUUCCAGCAAUGAAAACUAUCAUUGUUGAAGUUUAGGCAUUGAAUCAUUAAAGUGUAUAGUAUAGAAAAAACAAACAAAAAACUGCAGUCGUCAUUCUGUUUUGAUUAUGUUUAGUACAAGCAAAUAAUGAUAUGAUAAGUGAUAUGUUAGUGAUACACCAACUAGGUCGCAACCCAGCUUUUCCAGUUUAAACCAUUUAUAAUUAAGUGACUUGGCACUUGGUAUGCUACACAAAUACGUUGCACCAUAGCUACUCUCGGCCGAGGUAUAUAAUAUAACUAUGGACUAUUGAUGACUCUUGACAGAAAGAUAUAGAAAUUGGUUUACAGAUAGGUUUUGAGGUGUAAAAGUAAAGGUUUUGAUAAGAAAUUUCCAAGUUCCAUAUCAAUGGAUGAUUGUGGCAGGCCAACAAAAUUCCAGCAAGCAACCAGAACUUCGCAUUUAACACCGAAAAACACUUCAAUACGCACGCUUGGUAGGUGUUUUAACAGGGAGAGAGGAAUAGUACAUAGGGAGAGCAAUUAUAUUAUUUCUAUAGAUAUACAGAUUUGUAGCAUUUUUAAUAAAGUUUAUUAUUGUAUUA
This is a messenger RNA of Nematostella vectensis (starlet sea anemone), 2701 nucleotides long. RefSeq names its product E3 ubiquitin-protein ligase MYLIP. Gene Ontology annotation, biological process: ubiquitin-dependent protein catabolic process. Gene Ontology annotation, molecular function: cytoskeletal protein binding; ubiquitin-protein transferase activity. Lineage: Eukaryota; Metazoa; Cnidaria; Anthozoa; Actiniaria; Edwardsiidae. The transcript has 4 exons. The record is from RefSeq and is a predicted model, not a curated record. Bases 112 to 1398 code for a protein of 428 amino acids. Gene Ontology annotation, cellular component: cytoskeleton.